UCUGUUUUUUCAUUGGUCUGUCGGAACCACAAGGUCGGUUGUCGUGCUGUUUGGGUGCAGCGGCUGUAAAAAUGGCAGCUGAUACAGGGAGAUACAAAAGUGCUGUGGGUAAAAGCAAGGAUCCUUCGGGAUUGCUCAUCUCCGUUAUCAGGACCCUGUCGAGCAGCGAUGACGUCCACGACCGUGAGACGGAGAAGGGGCGGCUGGAGGAGGCGUACGAGAACUGCGACCGCGCCCUGGACGAGCAGAUCGUCCAGCACUACACCGAGCUGACCACCGCCAUCCGCACCUACCAGAGCAUCACCGAGCGCAUCACCAGCUCCCGAAACAAGAUCAAGCAGGUGAAGGAGAACCUGCUGUCCUGUAAGAUGUUGCUCCACUGUAAGAGGGACGAGCUGAGGAAGCUGUGGAUCGAGGGCAUCGAGCACAAGCACGUGCUCAACCUGCUGGACGAGAUCGAGAACAUCAAGCAGGUCCCGCAGAAGCUGGAGGCCUGCAUGUCCAGCAAGCACUACCUACACGCCACAGACAUGCUGGUCUCUGCGGUGGAGUCGCUGGAGGGCCCCCUCCUGCAGGUGGAAGGACUGAGCGACCUGCGUCUGGAGCUCCACAGCAAGAAGCUCAACAUCCACGUGGUGCUGAUCGACGAGCUGCACCGCCACCUCUACAUCAAGUCCACCAGCCGCGUGGGCCACAAGGGCAAGGACAAGGACAGAGGCCGGCACGUAGGCUCGGGGGCCAAGGAGACGGCGGGCCUCCCCCUGCUGGACGUGGGCACCCUCUCCACCCCCCCUCGCAAGUUCACCGACUCCUCCCAGUUCAGCACCCCCGGGAGCUCCAGCAUGCGGGAGCUGCAGGAGAUGAGGGAGGACCUGGAGGUGGACCCGGAGGAGAACAGCGGGGAGUUCAUGGGCAUCCUCAUCAAGGGCCUGGCCAAGCUGAAGAAGAUUCCGGAAACCAUCAAAGCCAUCCUGGAGCGCCUGGAGCCCGAGCUGAAGCAGAUCGUCAAGAGGUCCACCACUCAGAUCGCCGACCACGCCUACCAGCGAGGGGAAAGCCUGUCCCAGGAUAACCAGCCCAGGCUGCUGCUGGAGCUGCUGGAGCUGCUGUUCGACAAGUUCAACGCGGUGGCGAGCGCCCACAGUGUGGUCCUGGGCCACCUGCAGAAGAUCGUGGUGUCCCCCACCGGGCCCCGGGAGGGCAUCAAGCUGUACGAGCAGGCGGACGUGUCCGCCAAGAUCCAGGCCGUCCUCCAGGUGCUGCUGAUGGACUACCUGGACGUGAAGAACACGCGCAGCGCGGCCGAGCCCUCGGCCCAGCUCUCCUACGCCAGCAGCGCCAGCGACUUCGGCGCCUUCUUCGCCAAGAAGAGGCCGCAGCGCCCCAAGCAGUCCCUCUUCAAGUUCGAGUCCUCGUCCCACGCCAUCAGCAUGAGCGCCUACCUGCGGGAGCAGAGGAGAGAGCUCUACAGCAAGAGCGGAGAGCUGCAGGGGGGGGCCGACGACAACCUGAUGGAGGGCGGGGAGAUGAAGUUCGUGUGCAAGCCGGGAGCGCGGAACAUCACCGUCAUCUUCCAGCCCCUGCUCAGGUUCAUCCAGGAGAUCGAGCUGAACAUGGGUCCCGGCCAGGCCAAGCAGUGCCAGCUGCGGUCCUUCCUCACCUACUACAUCAACGACCUCUUCCUCAACCAGGUCCGCACCGAGAUCAACAAGGAGAUCGAGGGCGUCACCAAGGUGUCCGACCCCCUCAAGAUCCUGGCCAGCGCCGACACCAUGAAGGUGCUGGGGGUGCAGCGCCCCCUGCUGCAGAGCACUGUGGUUGUGGAGAAGUCCAUUCAGGACCUGAUGACCUUGAUGCAGGACCUCAGCUCUUACUCCAACCAGUUCCUGGAGAUGGUGUGCGACAAACUGAAGGAUUACAAGGAGAUCUGCAACACCGCCUACAGAGGGAUCGUCCAAUCGGAAGAGAAGCUGACCAUCAGCGCGUCCUGGUCCAAGGACGAGGACAUCAGCCGCCUCCUGCAGUCCCUGCCCAACUGGGCCAGCAUGGCCACGCCCCGGGCCCUGAGGCAGAAGAGGGAGGACGAAGAGGAUUUUACCAGGGCGGCCUUCGCCAAGGAGUCGGAGGUGCUGACGGGUAACCUAGGAGACAAGCUGAUCCCCCAGAACGAAAUCCUGCGGGACGUGAGCGACCUGAAGGCCCUGGCCAACCUGCAGGAGAGCAUGGAGUGGCUGGCGGGGAGGCUCAAGGGCUUCUUCUCCAGCCUGCCCCAGGCCCAAAAUGCGUCCCCGGGCUCGGACGCGCAUGCGACCAGCGAGAACACGCGCAGCCGCGAGCAGAUCCUGCAGACGCUGACCGACCUCUCCAGGGCCUUCCAGGACAUCGCCGACCGCUGCCUGCUGGUGCUGCACCUGGAGGUCAGGGUGCAUUGCUUCCACUAUCUCAUCCCCCUGGCCAAGCAGGGGAACUACGCCAUUGUAGCCAAUGUGGAGAGCAUGGACUACGACCCCCUGGUGGUGAAGCUGAACAAAGACAUCAGCGCCAUUGAGGAGGUCAUGGGGGCCGCCCUGCAGCAGCACAAGUUCCAGUACAUCUUUGAAGGUCUGGGUCACCUCAUCUCCUGCAUCCUGAUAAAUGGGGCUCAGUACUUUAAGCGGAUCAGCGAGUCUGGGAUUAAGAAGAUGUGCCGGAACAUCUUCGUGCUCCAGCAGAACCUCACCAACAUCACCAUGUCCCGCGAGGCCGACCUGGACUUCGCCCGGCAGUACUACGAGAUGCUGUACAACAGUGCGGAUGAGCUGCUGAACCUGGUGGUGGACCAGGGGGUGCGGUACACAGAGCUGGAGUACAUCAACGCGCUGAGCCUGCUGCACCGCAGCCAGACGGGCGUGGGGGACCAGACGGUGCAGAACGUGCGGCUGCAGCGCCUCAAGGAGAUCAUCUGCGAGCAGGCCGCCAUCAAGCAGGCCACCAAGGACAAGAAGAUCACCACCGUCUGACGCCGUCGCUGUCGCCCUCCCCCCUCCCCCCGGCCUCCGCCAGAAUCGCUACAGAGCAGCCCCUCUUUACAUCAUUACAAGCCCCAGGUCUCCAGUGUUUGACUCUGAGGCUCUCUCCUCACCUCUCUGCACCUCCUGCACCUCCUCACCUCCUGCACCUCCUCCAGUGCCCCAGGUUACUAUAGAAAAUCCCUCUUUACUUUAUGACAAGCUCCAGAUCAUCAGUGUCUGACACCGCCUGUCCCUGUAAUCCCCGAGUCCUGCCCAGAGUCUGAAAUCACCACCGUCUGACACCCACACCCCCACACCCGCCCCCGCCUGAAACAGUGCAUAGCCCAGGUCACUGACAUUUCAGUACACCCUCUACCCUUUCACUGCCCAUGGAACACAUACACAUGCAUGCACGCACGCACACACACACACACACACACCCCCACACACACACACAUGCACAUGCACACACACACACACACACACCCCCACACACACACACAUGCACAUGCACACACACACACACACACCCCCACACACACACACAUACACAUGCACGCACGCACGCACACACACCCCCACACACACGCGCACACACACACGCACAUGCCCACACACAUACACAUACACGCACAUGCCCGUACCCGCACCCGCACGCACGCACAUGCCCACACACACGCACACACACAGCGCCCUGCGAUUCCACAGAUUAAGUCUUGCUUGACCCCUGCCGCGCGGCCCCCGCGGGGGGGGAGGGGGAUGGGGGGGGGCCUGCCGGACGCGUUUGGGAUCCGUUCUCAUUUCAUUUCCCUCUAAUGUCAAACCACUGCUUUCAGUUCCAGCGGUCCCUCCUCUGCACGCGCGUGUGUGGAGCCGCACAGGGCCGGUUAUAUCUGCAGCACCGAGGCCUCCGCUCCCACACCUGCAUCCGCUCCACCUCACAACCACUCAGCCGCUCUGCCCCCUGCACGUACGGAUGUGGAGAGAAAGAGGCUAAUCUGGAAUCCUCUCUGGCUGCGCGUAUGUUGGGUAAAAUGUGGCGUUAGGUAAAGCCUUGGCGUUAGGUAAACCGAGGCGUUGGGUAAAGCAAGGCGUUGGGUAAUGCAUGGCGUUUGGUAAAGCGAGGCGUUGGGUAAAGCGUGGCUUUAGGUAAAGCGUUAGGUAAAGCGUGGCAUUAGGUAAAGCGUGGUGUUGGGGGUCGUGGCGUGGUGUUGGGGGUCGUGGCGUGGCGUUGGGGGUCGCAGAACCGUGGCUCUCUCUUAGCCGGGCCUCGAUGCGGCGAUGCGCCCCCCUCAGAUCCACAACUUUUAAAAGUUUGCUUCUGUUCUUUGUGGAAGGAAUCAUUCGGUCCCCUGACGCUUUUAGUUCAUUAACUCUGCAGAAAAGUGCUUAAUGAGAGAGGGGGAGAGAGAGAGAGAGGGAGGGGAGGGGGGGGGGAGGAGAGGAAGGCAUGUCAAUACCGCACACAGGAGAGUGAGGCUGCGGCGGUGUUCCCGGAGCUCAACACCGCCAUCCAUCAUCGCCCCUCGCUGUCUGAAGUCCAUAUUAAAAACACGGGCGCGUAGCUGCGAGGGGGAUUAGCGUUCUCCUUUUUAAGAAUCUUGUUUUUGUCGAGUCGCCGGCGUUUCUGGUAGACGCUACGCGCGGCGGUAGCUGCCCAGGAUUCCCGCCUCUUCUCUAAGCGGUGCGGUUCUCGCACCCGUAGCCAAACCACAAAGCCCAGCGUGGCUCCACGGCGGUUUAGCGGUGUGUCUUCCCUGUGACGGCUGUCCAGUCGACUGUGCUCAGAGAUAGAAGUGUGUUUGACUGUGCUCAGAGAGAGAAGUGCGUGUGACUGUACUCCCUGACGGGAGUGUCUUUGGUUGUACUUAGUACGGUGAAGGUGGAAUGAAAAAGUGAUGGGUGAAUUUUUGACUGUACUCAGUACAGUGGGGUGUGGGGUGGAGGGAGGGGGGUGCUAAUUCCUAUUUACUCUUUCCACUACCCCCCCCCCCCCCCCAGAUGAACAGUGCCAUAUGUUAGUGGGAAGCCACUCUUGCAUCUCAAGUUGAACACUGUGCACAGGAACACUGAUAACUACAGGAAAAGGAACUAGUGCUCAAUAUUACUGCAUAAAGUACCAAUACUCCAUUAGUCCAGCGAAUGUUUGACAUUACUGUUUUGAUUUGUCAUUAUGUAUUUUAAUUUUUAAAACAUAAAACCAUUGUUCCUUACAUCUCACAUAUUAAAUAAUUGUUCAGUAAUUAGCUGUGUGGAAAUAAUGUACCGUGUGUUCGAUUCAGGACAUGCAUAAAAAGGUGUGUCUAAAGAAAUUGCCUUGAAGAGUUCAGUCCAUCAGCACUGAAUGUGAGUGAAAUCCCCGAUUUGGCCGUGUAUUCAGAUGUCAUAUAAAAUUAAACAAUGUAAAUGCUUAAA
Anguilla rostrata (American eel) is the source of this 5405-nucleotide messenger RNA. RefSeq names its product exocyst complex component 4 (gene exoc4). The record is from RefSeq and is a predicted model, not a curated record. The transcript is spliced from 18 exons. NCBI's taxonomy places the organism in Eukaryota, Metazoa, Chordata, Actinopteri, Anguilliformes, Anguillidae. Gene Ontology annotation, cellular component: exocyst; growth cone membrane; synapse. Gene Ontology annotation, biological process: chemical synaptic transmission; exocytosis; Golgi to plasma membrane transport. Bases 72 to 2999 code for a protein of 975 amino acids.